AUGACGAUGAACCCUUACCUUAGCUGGGCCAUCCUCCUCGUGGUGGCGGGUGGCCUCGGGUGGUACUACACCAAUGGCUCGGCCCCCAAGCCUAAGACAGCGGUUAAGACUGUUGUGGAGAAGGCAGAGGUCGUGGUAGCCCCCAAGAAGCAGAAGCGCAAGCCCAAGAACGCGGAAUCGGCUUCGGAAAAGAAGCCCGAGGUCAAGACUGUGGUUUCCCCCGCUACUACCGAAGAUGACCAGCCGGAUGAGGAUGUGGACCGCAAGGAGAUGGCCCGGCGCCUUGCCGCGAUCAAGCAGGGCAUCUCCCCUGUCGCUGCACCCGCCUCCAAGAGCCAGAAGAAGAAGGCCAAGAAGGCCACUCAACUCGGAAAUGGCUCUCACGCCUCCUCGACCACCGGCGCAGACGCUGAUGAUGACCUCUCUCCUGCGGCUUCUCCCGAAGUGAAUGCCGCCGUGCCUGUCGCUGGCUACGUCUCCGAUAUGCUGGAAGCUCCUGCUCCCGGUGCUGCUGUUCUCCGCGUUACCGGUAACGUCGAGUCCCAGCCCAAGAAGCAAAAGGCCCAGACCUUCAAGCAGGUCGAGACAAAGAAGCAGCGCCAGAAUCGCUUGAAGAACGAGGCGCGUAAGGAGCAGGUCCAGGAGGCCGAGGCUGAGCGCCGUAAGCUUCUCGAGAAGCAGUUGCACACUGCCCGCGAACAUGAGCGCCAGGAGGCUGCCCGCGCAAAGGCCCCUGCCACCAACGCAUGGCAGACUUCAGGCGCGAAGCCGGCGGCCAAUGGAACUAGCACCCCCGUUCCUGCCAUUACUACUCCCGCGGUGGAUCCAGUCCAGCUGCUCGACACCUUCGAGCCGCCUGUUGUCGCUCCGUCAUCAAAGAAGUGGGAUCAGAACCUGCCCUCCGAAGAGGAACAGCUUCGCAUCCUUGGUGCCUCGAACAUGGACGAUGACUGGACCACCGUCUCUAGCAAGAAAGUUAACAAGAAGAAGGGAGGCAAGGCUGAUGAGAGUGUCAGCGAGGCCAGCGCCUCGGAAUCUCAGCCCAUCGUCGAGGCGCCCGUUCCUGUUGAGCCCCGUGUCACUGUGACGCCCACUUAUCUUCCGGCCAUUCUGCAGUCCCGCGGAAAAGGUCACCCUCUUGACUCCGACUGGGCCGCUUAA
Molecule: messenger RNA, 1161 nt
Organism: Penicillium diatomitis
Lineage: Eukaryota; Fungi; Ascomycota; Eurotiomycetes; Eurotiales; Aspergillaceae
Exons: 1
Coding region: 1-1161 (386 amino acids)
Source: RefSeq, a predicted model, not a curated record